CCGGCCAGCACAGCAGCAGCUGCCGCCUGAGCACCAUUCAAGAGCAGCAGAAGCAGAAAGCAGCAACUCCGCCAGGCUGGCAAAUCAACUAGCAACAACAACCACCACAGACAGGAGGAGGAGGAGGAGGCUGCAUCUGGCAGGGGGAAACAAUAAAACAAGCAGGGAAGGAUGAAGGAUGGAGAAGGCACAACACUUCUAGGAAACUCCUUGGAAUGGCUCUGUCCGGGGGCUCCGCGGGGGUUGACAAGCUCCGGUCGAUCCCUCCCGCUUUCUCUGCUGGGAUUAUGAGCAAGGGCGAGAUUACGGAUCUGGAGGGGUUGUGUCUGCGCUGAGAUGUCCACUUGGGCUGGAAAGUUUCUCCAUGGUUUCUUUAUGGUGCCUGAGCUCCUCGCUGCCAGCUUUGAUUCCCCCCCAGUCUUCCUGGGCAGCUGUCCAGAUGAUGUACCCAUACCGUAAGCAGAAGAGGAUGGGUUUCUAGAGCACUGCAGCUAAAAUACGAAGGAAAUGAUCUGGAAGAAGCUUCCAAAAGGAGCUGGAGCCGCUCUAGGGAGCAGUGCCCUGGGUAGCCAGCCAUGAUCGCCACUGGAGGCCUCCUGAGGAUCUCGGCCAGGAAACAGGACCCCCUGCGACCCCAAAGCCAGCCCCCCAAACGCAAACGCAAAGCCAGAAAGAAGCGCAAGAACGACGUGGUGGUGGUGAAGGGCAAGCUGAAGCUGUGCUCCGUCUCGGGGCUCAUCGCCCUCUGCGGCAUCCUGGUGCUGCUGGUGGGCAUCGCCUUGGCCGUGGUGGGCUAUUGGCCCAAACCCAGCCCCGUCUACCGGGAAGGCAGCUUCGGGGGGAGCAAACACCUGCCCGCGCAGGGCGGCGCCACCAAAAACCGCUCCAGCCGGGGCCAGCCGGGGGCGCAAGGGGGAUCCCACCCGGACACCCCUAGAGCCAACUCCUCCUCCUCCAGCAGCACCAGCCGGGGGUCCCCCCGCGCCGCGCCGGCCCCUUCCUCGGUGGGUUUCCUCUUCCAGCUCUUCUCGGGCUACCUGCACUCGGACAAGCUCAAGGUGCUGGGCCCCCUCAUCAUGGGCAUCGGCAUCUUCCUCUUCAUCUGCGCCAACGCGGUGCUGCACGAGAACCGCGACCGCAAGACCAAGAUCAUCAACCUGCGGGACCUCUACUCCACCGUCAUCGACGCGCACAGCCUGCGGGCCAAGGAGGGCGGGGGCCCGGCCGCCGCCCCGCUCAAUGGCUUCGUCAGUUACGUGCAGCAGGCCCGGGGGCUGGGCGGCGGCGGCAGCGGGGGGGAAGCCUUGGGCGCCGCGGCCAGGCUGGCCCAGAGCUCCUGGCCCCCGGCCCUGGGCGCCCCCGCGCCCCGCUGUUCCUCCUUCUCCGCCUCCCCGCCUAGCCUGGCCGAGGCCGUCUACAGCAUCUACCGGGAGCGAGCCGCCCUGGCCGGCCGCCCGCUGGGCACCGCCACCCCUCCCUGCAGCCCCGCGCCCGGCUGGGGCCGGCGCAGCACCGCCAGCUCCCUGGUGGGCUCCUCGCUCAGCGCCUUCACCCUGCUGCCCCUGGGCCAGGCCGAGGGCACGGGCGAGGAGAGCUGCGGCUGGCGGCGGCCGCCGGGCGAGCCCGGGGCCAGGGGAAGCCCGCGGGGCGAGUUCGAGCUGAGCCUGAGCGAGCUCGGCAGCGGCAGCCCCCUAGGGCCAGGGGAGGGGCGCAGGCACACGCGGGUACUGAGGCGCCAGAGCACAAGCUGCCUGCCCGACUCCAGGCGGCCCCUCUCCCUUGGCUCCCCUCAGACUCGGGCUAGCAGCAAGGAGCUGGACUCCACCAGCCUUUUAGCCAAGGCUGCUUCUUCCACCUACUCCAGAUCUCUGGAUCUGGGCGGCUCGCCUCCCUUCACUCCGCCUGGGGUCAGGAGAGGUUCCCAGUCUGACCCAUCCAGCAGCAAUAAGGGCUACACGCACCUGGAGGAGGCAGGCACCUCCUUGGAGUCUAUUGCCAACACCCCCGCCAGUAAAACCCAGGACUGUGAGGAGGACCCAAAAGGGGAGAUCGGCCCCCUAGAGGGAGCCAGUAAAGAACAAACAGUGCAGCAACCUCAGCAAAUUCAGAGACAAUAUACAAAUAAAGAGAAGCUCUUCAUGAUUUCCAGGUCGCACGCCACGGCAGGGCUGGAGGAUGGGGAACUGGAAAGCACGGGCGUUUGAACAAACAGAAAGCAUCAGGACAACUUGCAAGCCCUCUGCCUCCUUGUGGACGGAACCCGGUCAAUAUCCAAAGAGCUGCAGUAUGUUAUCCUUGAAUUGCAUUCAAUAAAUUCCCGUAGAUGAUACCAGGAAACAAAAAAUCUUUCUGUCCGAUUGUGAUUGUAUGUUCCAUGCAAACCAAAUUGUAUUACACAUCAAUAGUCCAGCAAGUUCUUCGAAGCAAAUGAAUACAAUUUUGGACAACAUAA
This is a messenger RNA of Chrysemys picta bellii (western painted turtle), 2452 nucleotides long. RefSeq names its product transmembrane protein 200C (gene TMEM200C). Lineage: Eukaryota; Metazoa; Chordata; Testudines; Emydidae. The record is from RefSeq and is a predicted model, not a curated record.